Pseudophryne corroboree (corroboree frog) is the source of this 1769-nucleotide messenger RNA. Its product is annotated as SLAM family member 5-like. Bases 656 to 1396 code for a protein of 246 amino acids. The transcript is spliced from 6 exons. The record is from RefSeq and is a predicted model, not a curated record. NCBI's taxonomy places the organism in Eukaryota, Metazoa, Chordata, Amphibia, Anura, Myobatrachidae.
GAUUCUGGUCAUUGGGAUCCCGCUGUUAGUUUUCUGACUGUCGGGAUCUCGAAUGCCAGUAUUUCAUACUCAACCUCACAAUAACUGCUACGCUUGUGUUAAACAUCCCGAGGAUAGCGCAGGAGGACAAUGGAGGUUUAGUGGAGAAUUGAGCUCAUCUGAUGAACAGCAGGUCUGGAAAAGGGACCAUCAGGGCCGGAGCUUCCACUAGGCAGCUUUAGGCAGCUGCCUAGGGGCGCCGGGACCUGAGGGGGCGGCCUGCUACAGCUGCCUGAAAAAGGUAGCAUAGUCCUACCUUUCACAGCCACUGCAAUCCCCCAGAAUGCGUAUCUUACAGUAGCCGUGACUGCUAAGCUCCCGUAUUGCAGCCUCCAGCUCCACCUCCAACCGGCACAGGCAGUAACUUUGACAGCUCCUGGAGUCCUGACUGGGGGUGACAUGGAACACUGCUCUUCAUUCCAGGCUCUUUCACAGACUACUCAGUUCCAACUCUGCACUGCAGACUGCAGGCAUAAAAAGGGUGUUGAAAAUGAAACUAUGGCUGAUAACGUCCACUAUGCAGCAUGUGGCUUAAGCAGUGGGCAUGACUGUGAUGUUUCCUAUAACCUGAGAGGAAGUUCCCCUGCACUGUGCGAGCUCUUACUGUGCUGAGAAGAUGCUGGACAGGACCCCAGAGCUGAUCUUUAUGACGCUGUCAGCCUGUCUCCUGGCUUCAGCCAGAGAUGAUGAUGCUGUGCAAGUUUCCGGCCUUAUAAACCAGUCUGUCCAGCUGUCCAACUACCGGGAUCUCAGGCUUCCUAUAGAAGAGAUAAUGUGGCGAUUUUCAACCAAUGGAAGAACUGUUAAAGUGGCAGAGAUCAAAAACAAUAUUUGGACGACGUAUUAUCCUCAAUUUUCCAACCGGCUUCAGAGACUUAAUAAUGGAGAAACAUUAGUUAUCACACAUCUAAGCACGAUGGACAGCGGAGAUUAUGCUGCGGAGAUUACACUUACCAAUAAACAGUUAUACAUAGCAGCUUUUAUUCUCAACGUGUACGAGCCUGUUCCUCACCCAGCUAUAAGGAUUGGAUGGGAGAUGAGGUCCAGUGACUGGUGUAAUAUGAGUCUCCAUUGUUCUGACCCAACAAACACAUCAGCAUUGUCCUACACCUGGAAAUACAGACACAGGGACUCUGAUUAUCACCUGUAUAAUAAUGGUGGCUUCAUCCAGGUGUCACUGCAGCCAGAGUCCUGGGACCUGGAGCUCCUGUGUGUAGUACACAACCCAGUGGACCAGAAGAACAUCUCUCUCCAUGUCUGCGCGUCUCCAGGAUGUUCUAUCUUCGUGAGAUCAGCCCUGACUGCAACUUACCUGCUUCUUAGCAUCUUUUUUAUACAUCUGUCUCACUGUUAUUAACAGAUCCGGCUUGCUAAUCUUCAAGCGCAAGAUGUAUCCAGAAGUCUGAUUGGCCAGAGCAUACACACCUCAGCAGCAACAUAAUUAUCUGAUGAUAAACUUGACGUGACUGCCCCAAAGGAACACACCCUGCAAAGCGUAUUGGCUGGAAGGAGGGAAUUUUGCUAUUUAAAUAUGAGGCAUUGUGGUGAAAAGCAUUGGAAUACUGGCCGAGCAUACCCUUAUUUAUUGAGUGGAGCCUACAGGGACUCAUCCUCCUAGACCUGCACUUUCACAGCACCUAGACUGUCUGGAUACAGUGUAUUGUGCAGUUCCUCUGCCACUGAUCUGUUGUACUUUGUUUGUUUGUUUGUUUGUUUGUUUGUUUGUUUGA